This is a messenger RNA of Fragaria vesca subsp. vesca, 2645 nucleotides long. Its product is annotated as pentatricopeptide repeat-containing protein At5g03800-like. The record is from RefSeq and is a predicted model, not a curated record. The transcript has a single exon. Gene Ontology annotation, biological process: RNA modification. NCBI's taxonomy places the organism in Eukaryota, Viridiplantae, Streptophyta, Magnoliopsida, Rosales, Rosaceae. The annotation marks the transcript as partial. Gene Ontology annotation, molecular function: zinc ion binding; RNA binding; protein binding.
CUCCUCCGCCUCUCCGCUCGCCACGCCGACGCCGACCUCGCCAGGGCCGUCCACGCCUCCGCUCUCAAGCUCGAAAGCGACACCCAUCUCGGCAAUGCUCUCGUCUCCGCCUAUCUCAAGCUGGGCCUUGUUCCCCAAGCUUACCGCGUUUUCCAGAGCCUCCCGUCCCCCAAUGUCGUCUCCUUCACCGCCAUGGUUUCCGGUUUCGCCAAGUCCGGCCGGGAACAACAGGCGGCGGAGCUUUUCUGUAGGAUGAGGAGGUCAGGUAUUGAGCCUAAUGAGUACAGCUUUGUAGCAAUGUUGACUGCUUGUAUUCGAGUUUUCGACCUCGAAUUGGGUCAGCAAGUUCACGGUUUGGCGGUUAAGAUGGGGUACUUGGACCGUGCUUUUGUUUCGAAUGCGGUGAUGGGUUUGUAUGGGAAAUGUGGGUGUUUGGAUUAUGCGCUUAAGCUGUUUGAUGAAAUGCCUCAUAAUAGAGACAUUGCGUCGUGGAAUACUGUUAUGGCGGGUUUAGUGAGUGAGGGUAUGUAUGAUGAAGUGUUUGAUUUGUUGCGUCAACUGUUGCGGAGUGAGGGGUGUGUUGCGGACAAUAUCACGCUUUCGACUGUGUUGACUGCUUGUACGGGGAGUAAUGCGUACUUGGAGGGACAAGGAGUUCAUGCCUAUGCUGUCAAGAAUGGUUUGGAGGGGGAUUUGAGUGUUGGCAAUGCGCUUAUUGGGUUGUAUGGGGAGUGUGGGAGUGUGGGAGAUGUGGCUGCUUUGUUCGAGAGGAUGCCUGCAAGGGAUGCUAUUACUUGGACGGAGAUGAUUACUGCCUACAUGGGUUUCGGGAUGGUGGAGUUGGCUGUGGAGAUGUUUGAUCAGAUGCCAGAGAGGAAUUCUUAUUCUUAUAAUGCUCUGAUUGCGGGCUUUUGUCGAAAUGGUGAAGGCUUGAGGGCGCUGGAUUUAUUUAUGAAAAUGAUGGAGGAGGGUGUGGAGCUGACAGAAUUCACUUUGAGUAGUGUUGUUGGUGCUUGUGGCUUGCUUAUGGACUGCAAAAGUAGUGAGCAAAUUCAUGGGUUUGUCAUCAAGUUUGGUUUUGAUUCAAAUGUUUGUAUUGGAGCUGCGUUGCUUGAUAUGUGCACAAGGUGUGGCCGAAUGGGAGAUGCCAUGAAAUUGUUCCACCAGUGGCCAACUGAGCAGGAAAAAUCUGUAAUUUUGACAUCAAUUAUAUGUGGGUAUGCUCGAAAUGGGCAACUGGAUGAGGCAAUAUCUAUUUUCGACCGAUAUCAAUCAGAAGGGACAAUGGUAAUGGAUGAAGUUGCUUCAACUUCACUCCUUGGUCUUUGUGGAACUAUAGGGUAUCAUGAACUGGGGAAACAAAUCCACUCAUAUGCUGUCAAGUAUGGUUUUCUAGCUGAUGUAGGGGUAGGAAAUGCCACAAUCAGCAUGUACACCAAGUGCUGGAACAUGGAUGAGGGAAUCAAAAUAUUUGGUAUGAUGCGCACUCACGACAUAGUUUCAUGGAAUGUUUUGUUGGCUGGUUAUCUCCUGCAUAGACGAGGUGAUGAGGCCUUAGCUGUCUGGUCGAAGAUGGAGAAGACUGGCAUAAAACCAGACAAGAUUACCUUUAUUUUGAUCAUUUCAGCACACAGGCAUACAAACUCCAGUUCUGUUGAUAAUUGUAGAAGUUUAUUUCUCUCCAUGAAAGCAGUUUAUGACAUUGAUCCCACCCCAGAGCACUUUGCCUCAUUUAUUGGUGUUUUAGGGUACUGGGGUCUGUUGGAUGAGGCAGAGGAUACUAUCAGUAAGAUGCCCUUUAAGCCUGAAGUUUCUGUUUGGCGAGCUUUGCUUGAUAGCUGUAGAAUCCGAAUGAAUACAGCUGUUGGUAAAAGGGUUGUGAAACGUAUACUAGCGAUGGAGCCCAAAGAUCCAUCUAGCUACAUACUUUUAUCAAAUCUGUAUUCAGCAUGUGGGAGAUGGGAUUGCUCUGAAAUGGUGAGAGAUGACAUGAGAAAGAGGGGGUUUAGGAAGCACCCAGGUCGAAGUUGGUUCAUUCAUAACAACAAGAUACAUCCAUUCUAUGCAAGAGAUAAAUCACAUCCCCAAGUAAAAGACAUAUAUAGUGCAUUGGAAAUACUAAUUGUAGAAUGCAUGAAGGCCGGUUACAUUCCAGACACAAGCUUUGUUCUUCAUGAAGUAGAAGAGCAUCAGAAGAAGGAUUUCUUGUACUAUCACAGUGCAAAACUGGCAGCCACCUAUGGGCUUCUGACCAACAAACCAGGAAAACCCAUUCGAGUUGUGAAGAAUAUCCUUCUAUGUGGAGACUGCCAUACUUUCUUGAAGUACUUGUCCAUUGUUGCCAAGAGAGCAAUACAUGUAAGAGAUGCUUCAGGAUUUCACUAUUUUUCAAACGGCCAGUGCUCGUGCAAAGAUUACUGGUGAGUUGUCACAAAUCUUUUGUCCUUUUAAAUUUCCUGUGCCUUUUUGGUAGCCAGUUAACAGUUAUAUAUCAUUGUAACAUAUUUGUAUUUAAAAGUGUAAUUUCCAAUAGUUUUAGAACAAAAGGACUUCUAAAUAGUGGUUGAGAAUAGAUACGAUCCUCUCAUCUUUUGUUACUGUAAAGGUCUUUUGCACUGUGAAAUAGUUUGUAUUAGUAGUUCAGC